CGGAUGCCUUGAAAUGAUUGGAAUAGACCGAAAAUUGGAUAUAAAACAGUUGCUAUAUUGCAUUAUUUAUAUAUAUAAUUUAAAAAAUAGACAGAAGUCUGUGUGUUGGAAAAUGUAUGGCCCAAUGGACCAUCGACAGGCCCAUGAAGAAAUGAAACAAAGUUGGAAGCCCAAAGGCCCAGGAAUCAAACCGGUGGCAGUACGACACGUCGUAAAGCCUGGCAGUGCCGCCUGCAACCCAACCUAACGCCUGAAAAUUGAAGUCAAAUACACAGAACGAACAGUCACACUUUUCCAAUGAAUGCAUCUUCUUAAAACUCCAGUUUCUUCUCAGAACAACGCGAGAUUGAAAAUUUGAAGAUCGAGAAGAAGAAUGUCGAAACGAGAAGAGAGUACCCGAAAACCCGAGUCAGAACCCGACCCCGAGUAUGUCAACAUCAAGGUCAAUGGACAGGAUGGGAGCGAAGUUUAUUUCAGGGUUCGAAAGAAAACCCAACUGAAGAAGCUCAUGGCAUCGUACUGUCAACGACAAGGCCAGGAUCAACGAAUAGUUGCUUUUCUGCUCGACGGCCAUCACAUCACCGGAAACCAGACCCCGGAGCAGCUGGAGCUGAAGGAUGGAGAUGAAAUUGAUGCGAUGAAUCACCACGGCGGUGGCGGCGGAGCGAACUGCGGUUUCCUCUGAAAAUGGCGUCCGGUCCGAGCCUCCGGCGAGGUGGUUUUUGCGUUUUGGUUAAAGAAGACGAUGUUUCAGCCGCACGUCUAAUUAUAUCUUCUUUUUGUAAAAAUAAUAACUUCUCACGUGUGUUUAAUUUGGGCUUUUUAAUUGGAUCCGUUUGCUCAUUUUCUUCUGUAGGCCCAAAUCACCGAAGCCCGGCCUUCUUAAGAACAUCAUAAAAUUAGGGUUACAAAUUCGCCGCCCCUAAACGCUAAACUCUCGGCCCCGUUGGCUCCAUAAAUAUCGACCUUCCCAUUCGACUUCUUCACCAUUCUGUAGUUAAUUUGUCUGUGGCUGUGGCUUCUCUCGUUUCUAUAGAAGUAGUUUGAUUUUGAUUUGGAGUAUGAUUAAAGGAUUUUAGGGUUUUGUUUUUGAAGUUCGCCGGCGAUUUCGAUUUGUUCCAAUGAGGAAGCUCUCCCAAAAUUGAUAGGAAGUGCCGUAUGACACUCCAAACAGCAGCGAGAUUCCGGCGACUCGGCUGUGUUCCCAUCCGCCGGUGAAAUUCGCCGCCGGUUCGUCUCUACCCGGAGCUGUCUGGUUCUGUUGGGUUUUGCCGGUCGGGAAUCGCACCGUUUUCGUGGUUUCUCCUGUGUGGUUGAUUUGAAACGGGUCUCUGAGGAUUUUUCAUGAAUUUCUUCUUCUUCUUGUGUGGUCUCUUCGGUUCGAUGCCACGUCGUUGGUAGCUCAAGAGCUGUGACCUUCGAUGCUAUGAUUGAACCAAAAACGAAUUUUCACAUCUUGAUAGGAAUCUGUGGAUCUCUUUUCGUAGGUUUACAGAGCCGUUUUGUGUGAUUACAUCUUAAAAUUAUCAUUUUAAUCGACUUUUAAUCCUAAAACACAUUCUAUUCUGUUUCUAUUUUCCGGAGUUCAAAGUUAUAAUUCCUUUAGUAGAAAGGAAAAAAAAAUUUAGUUUUAGUUGAAAUGCCAAUGAGGAUUUUGAUCUUUUAGUUGGAAUUACCGACUGAUUUUCUCUUGAUGUCAAAUAGACUGGCUAUCUGAGGCUUUCAACAUUUCUACUUUUACUUUUUUUUUGUUCUUUCGUUAUGUUUUGUUCAUGAUUUAAUUUAUUUUCUUUGAUUUUUCUCUUUCCACCAAUAAUGGUAGGCUGUCCCUCCCAUUAAAUUUUGAUGGGUUACACAAAUAUUAUACAAAGCAUAAAAAAUGGUUAAGAUUCAA
Momordica charantia (bitter melon) is the source of this 1894-nucleotide messenger RNA. RefSeq names its product small ubiquitin-related modifier 1. Gene Ontology annotation, molecular function: protein binding. The record is from RefSeq and is a predicted model, not a curated record. NCBI's taxonomy places the organism in Eukaryota, Viridiplantae, Streptophyta, Magnoliopsida, Cucurbitales, Cucurbitaceae.